CUGAAACUCAGCUCUCCCCUUUUUACGCCAGACGCCGGGAGGAAGGCCCACGUCUGGCUUCCGUCUCCCGGCAGCCGGCUGGUCUUUGGCACGGAGUUCCGCGAGGCCAACCAGCCGCAGGGCAGCAUUGCCUUCACGGCAGGCUUCGACCCAGACUUCUGCAAGUUCUGGGGCGAGGCUGAGUAUGACCCCUCCCUCGCCUCCUUAAAUCAUCAUCGCAGGUGCCCGCAUGUCAACCACCAAGGCAAGGGCAUUUUCAGUGGCUGCCCCCUCUCUCUGGAACCAGCUCCCCAGGAAAGCUCCGGCUUCCUCCGCGUCACAAGCCCACCAGCCCAUAAAGUGGUCAACACUCGCUACAGGAUAGUGAAGAGGACCGCGGCUGCUCCUUCGGGAGCCGCAGCAUCGUUCGGUAGCCCUGCUCUUGGCUGGAAGUCCAGGCGGCUCUCAGCAUCCAGGUCUCUGGUGCUGAAUCGUACCCAUCCGUCACCCCCGGGGAGCAAGUCCCCAGCUCUGCCGCAGCAGCAGCGAUGGAGGAGCAAAGGCCUGCGCUGCAUCGGAGGAGUCAUGUACAGAGUGUCGGCCAACAAGCUGGCCAAAACCUCCAGCUCCCCGGCCAGGGGCAGUGAACUGACCAGCCGGAUGCAGGCUCGGACAGCACGACUCGAUUUUGCACACAGCAGCCCUGGCUACACUCCACCCGGUUGCCCCAGCAGAUCAGCCACCAGCCGAUAUAUCGCAAGCCGGGCCGUCCAGCGCAGCUUGGCCAUCAUUCGGCAGGCGAAGCAGAAGAAGGAGAAGAAGAAAGAGUACUGCAUGUAUUACAAUCGCUUUGGCAAAUGCAACCGCGGCGAGAACUGCCCCUACAUCCACGAUCCGGAAAAAGUGGCCGUCUGCACAAGGUUUCUCCGGGGCACCUGCAAGAAGACCGACGGGACGUGUCCGUUUUCGCACAAAGUUUCGAAAGACAAGAUGCCCGUCUGCUCCUAUUUCCUGAAAGGGAUCUGCAGCAACAGCGAUUGUCCGUACAGCCAUGUCUACGUCUCCAGGAAAGCAGAAGUGUGCCCGGACUUCCUCAAGGGCUACUGUCCGCUGGGAGAGAAGUGCAAGAAGAAGCACACCCUGGUGUGCCCAGACUUCUCCAAGAACGGAGUCUGUCCCAAGGGGUCCCAGUGCAAACUGCAGCACCUUCGGCGGAAGGGCCGUGCCUGGCAGACCAGCCCCGGAGACCCCUGCCAACAUGAGUGUUCGGCGCCAAAGCAGGCACGCCUUGCGGAGCAGAGAACAGGGACGGAGGAGGAGCCUCCCGGGCCUUCGUGCGCAGAGCCGGAGGGAGGCGUCUGGAGCCGCAGGGCCCCCUCGCAAACCAGCAAGCUGAGCAAGCUGCCCUCCUUCAUCUCCCUCCAGUCGCCUUCCACCUCUCCCGCCGAGGAAGAACGCAAGCCGGAGCGAGACAAGCCCAGGGAGGAAGCAGGUUUCCCGUUUUUACUUAACAAGCCAUUGGGGCAGCGGGAAGUCACAGAUCCGGCCCUGCGGCCCGUAGACUGUGGGGCAGCCGCCGCCAGGCAGAGGCCAAGCAUCCGCUUGGUCGUGGCCAACUUCGGCAAAGACCCUCUGCCCAAAAGUGGUGUUGCUGGCUACGGCUUCUCCACCCCGUAA
Molecule: messenger RNA, 1656 nt
Organism: Gekko japonicus
Lineage: Eukaryota; Metazoa; Chordata; Lepidosauria; Squamata; Gekkonidae
Gene: ZC3H3
Product: zinc finger CCCH-type containing 3
Exons: 13
Cellular component (GO): nucleus
Molecular function (GO): metal ion binding
Source: RefSeq, a predicted model, not a curated record